This is a messenger RNA of Cucurbita maxima (winter squash), 2535 nucleotides long. RefSeq names its product transmembrane 9 superfamily member 10-like. Bases 267 to 2183 code for a protein of 638 amino acids. Lineage: Eukaryota; Viridiplantae; Streptophyta; Magnoliopsida; Cucurbitales; Cucurbitaceae. The transcript is spliced from 7 exons. The record is from RefSeq and is a predicted model, not a curated record. Gene Ontology annotation, biological process: protein localization to membrane. Gene Ontology annotation, cellular component: membrane.
GAAUCAGAACCCAUUUGUUGGUGUUGCGAUCUAGGCCGCACAUCGUGGCCACAAAAUAAUAUCCAACGGUUCUCAGUGGCCAAUGGGAGCACCGUCUUCUAUAACUCACUCGGCAUCGGCGAGGAACGGUAAUUCUUCUUCUUCUAAUUCUUCUCGCCGUAACGAAGAGAGGAGCGAAAUCUAGCGAUUGACACUCUCUGAAAGAGGGGAAGGAUUUUUGAAGCAGGUUUUGGAUCUGGGUUCGGUUUAGAUCCCUUGUUCAAGCCAUGGCGAGAGGGCCUCUUGUGUUGCUUCUUUGGAUCUCCGCAUGUCUGUUCCUUUCUUUUCGUGCUUCCUGUUUCUAUCUCCCUGGUGUCGCUCCCCAGGACUUUCAUAAGGGAGAUCCUCUGAGGGUAAAAGUAAACAAAUUGACUUCCAUUAAAACUCAGCUUCCGUACUCUUAUUAUUCCCUCCCUUAUUGUACUCCAAAGCAAAUAUUUGACAGCGCUGAGAAUCUUGGUGAGGUUCUUCGUGGUGAUCGAAUAGAAAACUCGCCCUUCGAGUUUAAAAUGAGGGAACCAGAGAUGUGUACUAUUCUGUGUCGCAAAGUUCUUGAUGCUAAAAUGGCUAAGGACUUCAAGGAAAAGAUUGAUGAUGAGUAUCGGGUGAACAUGAUUCUGGACAACCUUCCUCUUGUUUUUCCCAUACAAAGGAAUGAUCAAGAAUCUUCAUUUGUAUACCAACAUGGUUUUCAUGUUGGUCUCAGAGGACAGUAUGCUGGGAACAAAGAGGAAAAGCAUUUUAUCUAUAACCACUUGACCUUUACGGUCAAGAUUCAUAAGGAUCCUGAAACUGAGUUAUCAAGGAUAGUGGGAUUUGAGGUCAAACCAUUCAGUGUGAAGCAUGCGUAUGAAGGUUCUUGGACUGAGACUACCCGUUUGACAACCUGUGACCCACAUGCAAAACGCCUUGUUACCAACUCUGAGACUCCUCAAGAAGUUGAGGAGAAGAAUGAAAUCAUCUUUACUUAUGAUGUGGAGUAUCUGGAAAGUGAUGUGAAAUGGGCAUCAAGGUGGGAUACCUAUCUUCUGAUGGCUGAUGAUCAGAUUCACUGGUUUUCAAUAGUUAAUUCUUUGAUGAUUGUCCUUUUCCUCUCGGGUAUGGUGGCCAUGAUUAUGUUGAGAACACUCUACCGUGAUAUUUCUAAAUAUAACCAAUUGGAGACCCAAGAAGAAGCACAAGAAGAAACGGGUUGGAAACUGGUUCAUGGUGAUGUUUUCAGGCCUCCUUUAAAAUCUGAUUUACUUUGCGUGUACGUCGGUACGGGUGUUCAGUUUUUUGGAAUGAGUCUUGUCACCAUAAUAUUUGCUGCUCUUGGUUUCCUCUCCCCUUCAAACAGAGGGGGUUUAAUGACUGCCAUGCUCCUACUCUGGGUCUUUAUGGGCCUUUUUGCUGGCUACACAUCUGCUCGUCUAUAUAGGAUGUUUAAGGGAACAGAGUGGAAGAAAAUUUCACUGAAAACGGCUAUCAUGUUUCCAGCCACAAUUUUCUCCAUUUUCUUUGUUUUGAAUGCUUUAAUCUGGGGGGAGAAAUCCUCUGGGGCAGUGCCGUUUGGAACCAUGUUUGCUCUGGUAUUUUUAUGGUUCUGUAUCUCAGUUCCUCUCGUUUUUGUGGGUGGUUAUGUUGGGUUUAAGAAGCCAGCAAUUGAAGACCCUGUGAAAACCAACAAGAUCCCAAGACAGAUCCCGGAACAAGCUUGGUACAUGAACCCGACGUUCUCCAUUCUCAUUGGAGGGAUACUUCCUUUUGGGGCAGUCUUUAUUGAGCUGUUUUUCAUCCUCACCUCCAUAUGGUUGCACCAAUUUUACUACAUAUUUGGUUUCCUCUUCAUUGUCUUCCUCAUUCUGAUAGUCACCUGCGCUGAGAUAACGGUUGUGCUCUGCUACUUCCAACUGUGUAGUGAGGAUUACCAUUGGUGGUGGAGGUCAUACCUGACUUCAGGGUCGUCUGCACUCUACCUCUUCCUCUAUGCUGCUUUUUAUUUCUUCACAAAGCUCGAGAUAACAAAGCCAGUGUCUGGGAUGUUGUACUUUGGGUAUAUGCUAAUUGGUUCAUAUUCCUUCUUUGUGCUGACUGGCACAAUUGGAUUCUACGCAUGUUUCUGGUUCACACGACUCAUCUACUCGUCAGUGAAAAUUGAUUGAUUUCUUGGGAGAAAUGUUAAAUACUUACACAAGUUUUUGUUGCUGUAGUAGCAAAGGAGGAAAAGGGUCACUCUGGGAUAGGAAAGGCGACAUCAUCUCCAGAAAUUGUUUUGAUUUAGAAGCGGCUUUUCUUCUUUUUCUUUCAAUCUUUCUUAGUACAGGGUGUUUUGAAGAUUCCAGUUAUUACUUCUCUUUUGUUCAUGGGUUCUUUGUUAUGUUCUUUUACUGCUUGCUCAAUAGGAGACUUGGAGAGAAUUGUAAGCAACAGUUCCGAUAUACUCCCUUGUUAUGAUAGUAAUGGAGAAGAAAAAAAAAAUCAUGUGGUUCACUCUGUGUUCUCUUUGUUAUGAUA